Messenger RNA from Laccaria bicolor S238N-H82, 1392 nucleotides. It is a transcript of the gene LbPPX1, whose product is annotated as exopolyphosphatase. Bases 1 to 1392 code for a protein of 463 amino acids. NCBI's taxonomy places the organism in Eukaryota, Fungi, Basidiomycota, Agaricomycetes, Agaricales, Hydnangiaceae. The transcript has 2 exons. The record is from RefSeq and is a predicted model, not a curated record. Gene Ontology annotation, cellular component: cytoplasm. Gene Ontology annotation, molecular function: exopolyphosphatase activity.
AUGUCUGCAGUUCGCCCUCUUCGCCGGCUCUCUGUAGCACUUGGCCUCGCAAAGGCCUAUGUCCCAGAAGACUGCCCGCCAAAUGACUUGAGAACGCACAGUGCAAUUACAGCUGACCUAUCCGACUUUCUCGUUGCUUCCAAAGCCAGCUACCUCAAAGACCCAAGUGCUGGUGAUUGGACUGUGGUCAUGGGGAACGAGGCCGGUGAUCUAGACUCAAUAGCCAGCGCCAUCGCCUUUGCAUGGAUCCAAUCCGAAGUCCACAAAGUACCCACCAUCCCCCUCGUUCAAAUCACGCGCGAAGACUUCGCCCUCCGCGCAGAGAACCUCUACGCGCUCAGCCUAGCAGGCAUCUCCGACCCCCCUUCCCAACUCCUCUCCCUAUCCGACAUCGCCUCCUUCCCUACCCCAUUCCCCUCUAAAAAGUUCGCGCUGGUGGACCACAACCGCAUCGCCGACCGAUUCAUGCAAGACAACCCCAGCGCGGAGAUCACAGCCGUCGUAGACCACCACACGGACGAAGGCCUAUACCCAACUGCAAAACCACGCAUCGUCGCGCCGGCAGGCAGCUGUUCCUCCCACAUCGCUGCGCUAUGCCCACAAAAUAUCCCAGCGGAACUCGCAACCCUCUUGUUCUGCGCCAUCCUCAUCGACACGGACGGCUUGAAACCAGGCGGUAAAGCCCUCGACCUCGAUCGUCACUCUGCCAUCUUCCUAGCCGCCAAAUCGACGUAUGCAGAGAAGAUUCCGAGUAUUUCGAGUAUGGGGGGUAAACCGCCCCCGGAUUUCUUGUACUACCAAGAAGCGGUGAAAACGCUCACUUCGAACCUGGUUACGAAAAAGGCGGACGUCAGUCAAUUGAGUGCGCAUGACUUGAUUAGGCGGGAUUAUAAGGAAUACACGUUCACCCUCUCCUGGGCCAAGGAAACACCUUCACCAAGCAUCAAAGCCGGCUUGUCCACCGUCCCCGUGCAACUGAAAAUCUGGGGCUCAGAUGGUAAACUAGAAGACGCAGCAGUGACUUGGAUGCAAAGCAGGGGUCUAAGCGUGCUGGGCAUCCUGACGUCAUACAACAAGAAACCCAAACGGCUCGGUAAAGCAAAGGGAAAACACGAACGCGAAACGGCGUGGAUUAUCCUUGACCACCAGGGAGUUGAUACUGCCGAGCUCGCGACGAGGUUGUGGACGGGCCUUGAAGGGAAUAAGGAGAUUAGCGUCAAGAAGCGUAAGAAAUUCGAUUUGGAGAAAGGGGGGAGGUUGCCUGGGGGCGCUAAGGCCAAGGUGUAUAAGCAGGGAAAUCCAAAGGCGACGAGGAAGACGAUCGCUCCGCUGUUGAAGGAUAUCUUGGAACCUCCAGUGGUUGCUACUACGACUGCUCCCGCUGCUGCUUAA